Molecule: messenger RNA, 1338 nt
Organism: Rotaria sp. Silwood2
Lineage: Eukaryota; Metazoa; Rotifera; Eurotatoria; Philodinida; Philodinidae
Source: the annotation of a GenBank genome assembly
AUGGCGAGUGCAUACAAUAAUAAUGAAAUUUCUGGUGAUAUUUCAUCAGAAAAUAUGCACAAUGCGUCAUGUGAUGGAUGUAAUUCAACAAAAAUCUAUAGUGAUCGGUAUAGAUGUUUACAAUGUGUUGACUAUGAUCUAUGCGGUAAUUGUUUUGAAGAACGACGUCAAACCAAAGAGCAUCUUAGUGGUCAUGCAAUGGCACAUCUCAAAAUUCCCAAAGAAUUGUUUGGUCAACCGAUCCGUCAUACUAAUGAGAUAACUCUUACAAAACUUCACGAGCUUCUAGCUGGUAAACGUCACGAUAACAUAUGUAACGGUUGUAGCACACAGAUUGUUGGCAUUCGAUUCAAAUGUGAUACUUGUUAUAAUUAUAAUCUAUGUUUUCAAUGUAUGAAACAACGAAUAAUCAAAGAACCACAUGAGGACAGUCAUCCAUUAGUAGCAACCAGCAAUCAAAGUCUGAUGAAAAUCGAUAUCAAUGAUAUUCGGAAACUAGAUGUACUUGGUGAAGGAGGAUUUGGUCAAGUUUGUAAAGCACAAUGGUUAUCACAUAAUCGUCAAGUAGCUUGUAAAGUAAUUCGAGUGACACCACAACGAUGUCACUUGGAAGAGAGUUUUCGCAGAGAAUUAGCUGCCUAUGUCGAAUUAUCAGGCGCAUUUAUUCUUAAAACAUUCGGUUAUGGCGAUCGAAUGCUAGAAAAUGGAGUCAAAGAAUGUUAUUUGAUUACUGAAUUGAUGCAUCGUGGUAGUUUGAGCAAUGUUAUUCAUAAUAGAAAUGAGAAAAUCUCACUUCGACGUAAACUUUCUAUGGCCUGUCAUAUUGCUAGUGGCAUGCGUAAAUUACAUGGACACUCGAUGAUUCAUCGGGAUAUUCGUCCUGAUAACAUUCUUGUGUCGAAUAAUUUCGUAGCAAAGAUCGGUGACAUGGGUAUUGCAAAUCUAUUCAAUCCAGACGAACGUCACACAUUAAUUGGUUGUUUGCCUUUCAUGCCACCGGAAUUUUAUCGAGGAGAUGGUCAAUAUGAUCAAUCACUAGAUGUGUUUACUUAUGGAUUGACAUUGAAUGAACUAUUUACAGAGAAAACUCAUCGAUUUAAUCAAUCAACAAAACGAGUUGAAUUAAUCGAACAAAGUCCAAUUUUCACGAAUUAUAUUCUUAAAUGUAUUCAGGAUGAAUCAACCCGCCGACCAACAGCUGUCGAACUGGAAAAUACCCUUCAUAAGGGUCGACAAGCAGCCGAUCGAUAUAUCAAAGAAAAGUGUCCCGAUUAUACAAAAGAAACAAUAGAAAAAAAAGAUAAUAUUUUCAUUGGUUUCUAUCAUGAAUAUCGNUAA